Messenger RNA from Nymphalis io (European peacock), 1418 nucleotides. RefSeq lists its product as uncharacterized. The record is from RefSeq and is a predicted model, not a curated record. Gene Ontology annotation, cellular component: membrane. The coding region runs from base 66 to 932 and encodes 288 amino acids. The transcript is spliced from 6 exons. NCBI's taxonomy places the organism in Eukaryota, Metazoa, Arthropoda, Insecta, Lepidoptera, Nymphalidae.
UUGUGAAUUUUGUUAUAAAUAGGGGACAGGAUGGUUAUGUAUCGUUACUGGAUCGCUGGCUAGUCAUGGACUCUGCAACAGUAGAGAAGCCGGUGCAAUCGCAUUCGUCCCAAAAUGGGGAGACAGGUUUGGACAAAACGCUGCUGACGAGCUCGUGUUGCUGUAAAUGCAUCAAAAUUAUCUUCGUGGUGAUAAGCGUCAUUAAUAUUAUAGAAGCCAUUGCUCUGAUGGCCGUUGCAGUGAGCGCCGCUAUAGCUAUGAAGAUAUUUUCAAGCGAACAGUCUGGAAGAUUGGUAGCAUUGAUUUUAAUCUCCGCCAUAGCUGCAAUCACUCUAUCCAUCACCAUUUAUGCUAUGGUUGCACUGCUGAGGAGCCAAAGAAAGCCUGUUCACUCGGGUUCCAUAGUUCUGCUGAUCCUGGCCAUCAUUCUGUCAAUCAUCAUCGCGGUGACGAUGAAGAUACGUCAAGAAGAUGAAGUUAAGCUGAGUCAAUCCCUAUCACAGUCCUUCCAAUAUUCACGGGAAGAUAGUCCGAGAUACGUGAAGCUGUGGGCCGCUAUUCAACAUGAUUUAACAUGCUGUGGAGUUUAUAGUUCAGAAGAUUAUCGUAAUCCAAAUCUGCCUAUCUUCUUCCCUCCUGACGUCCCCAUCCCAUGCUGCCCCAGCUACGACCCAAAUCGCUCUCAGCUGGUGCAGGAGCGGGAAAGAGAAUCCUGCAAAGUCAAGAAGGAGUACUACGACAUGGGCUGCAGUAGCCCGGUGAUAGAGCUGUUCAGAGACAUGACAAAUCGAGUUAUGACCGUUUCAAUUCUACUGAUUAUAUCAAUGGUCUGGCUAUCAAUUCAUGGAGCAAUGUGGACUCGUUGGUCUAUAAUGCGGUCAAAGAAGAGUGAAACUGGAACUUCAAGAACGGAAGUAAUUACUCAACCAUAGACAAAAGUUAAAGUUUUUUUUUACUAUGACUAAAAAGCUAGUCUUUUUAUGUUAUUUAUCGUAAACGUUGUUAAGCUUAAUGUAGCAUUUUAUUAUGAGUAAAAAUCAAAUUGGGGUUAUACUAAAGUAUUAAGAUUAUUUUGUUUUUUUUUUAUAUUCGCCGAGAGGGCAAAUGACUACUCUUGAUGACUACACCUGAUGGUAAGUGGUAGUAGAGUCCAAACAGACGGGAAAAACUUAGAAUUUGUACUUUAAACAUGCAAGCAUAAGGUACAUAAUUACAAAAUUAGUCAGUGAAAAUUUAAUGCAUUUUUUAAGAAGAAAUAAAUGUCAAGUCAAACAAAAAAGUCAUAGUAAAAAAAAAUCGAUCUCAAGAAGACAUGAAACGGCUUAUCGAUUUUGUUUUUUAAUUAAUAUUAUUUAUAAAAGCAUAUUUUGUAGGAAUCGUUUUGUUUUAAAAAAUAUAUAUGAAUAUGAGACAAUUUA